AUGUAAGUGAGAUCAGCUGACUGGCGGCGAGUGAAGGCUGCGGGAGAGAAUGAGAGUCACUUUACUACCAGUGUGUUCCUCCUCUAGGCUGCGAGGAGGAUGGAGCAGGGCAGUGGUUCUCACAUUCUCUCCUCCCUGAAGGUUCCUCCGUCUUAUAAUGUAGAGGAGAUUGUGGUUAAUGAGUUUAGUCGCAUGAAAGGUCAGUGCUACCUUGACCAUGCCAGCACAACCCUAUACAGUGAGAGGCAGGUACAAGAGGUGAUGAAGGAGCUAUCUAGGUCUCUCCUGGGUAAUCCACAUUCCCGUCAUACCCCCAGUGACACCUCUACUCAGAAUGUAGAGGCUGUCAGACACAGGAUCUUAAAAUACUUCAACACCACAGAAGAAGAAUAUGACUUAAUCUUCACAUCCGGUGCUACAGCUGCCCUGAAACUUGUGGCAGAGCACUUUGACUGGAACCCUGGACAGCAAGCAGCACUAGAAGACCCCACAGCACUCACCAGCUCAGAGAGAGACACCACAGAGCUGAGGAACAAGUCACAGCACUGCAAACGGAACAAGGAGGAGGAAUCAAGUGCAGGAGCUUUUGUGUAUGUGCAAGAGAACCACACCUCCGUCCUGGGCAUCAGAGGGCCUGCCCAUAAAGCUGGAUGUGACGUCUACUGUCUCACAACCACAGAGGCAAGAGAUCUGCUGAAGGAGGAUGUUAUGAAUGUUACUGAUGCAAAGGAAGUUUCUGUAUCUAGCUGUAAGGAUGCUGGGAAUAGCAGUGAAGACUCAAAUGUGACUGAAUGCUGUAAAAAUCAUCCUAAAAAUUCUUGCAGUCCAAGAUCCUCCACUACAAAAACCUGCUCACCCUCACCACAAGGGCAAAUCAAGAGGAGGAACUGUCUCUUUGCAUACAGUGCCCAGUGUAACUUUUCAGGUAGCAAGGCACCCCUGCAGUGGAUCAGGAGGGUGCAGGAUGGGGCUCUACAUGGCCUCCUCUCAACACCACCAAUGAACAGGCAGGCAGCAGGGAGGAGCAGCACUGAAAGCAGAGGAUGCCCUCAAGGCCCGACCUGGUAUGUCGUCCUAGAUGCAGCAAGCCUUGUGGCCACCUGCCCUCUGGACCUGACUCGCUGGAAGCCGGAUUUUGUCUCAGUGUCCUUCUACAAAAUCUUUGGGUACCCAACUGGUCUAGGCUGUCUGCUGGUGGGGCGGCGGGCAUGGGGACUGCUGCAGAAGACAUACCACGGAGGAGGCACAGUAUUAAUGGUAGACUCAAGAAAUAUUGUGACUGUGCCAAGACCUACACUUCAUGAGAGGUUUGAGGAUGGCUCCCUGCCUUUCCUGAGCAUCCCAGCACUGAGACAUGGCCUGGACACCAUCGAGAGGCUGACAGGCGGCAUCCAGAACAUCGAGGCCCAUGUGUACCGCCUGGCCCGCUACACCCACCACACCCUGAGGAGCAUGAGGCACGCUGGGGGAACACCCGUGGCCCACCUGUUUUUAGCUCCUGGCGAUACCUGGCAACCUGACACUCAUGGUUCCAUUGUCAACUUUAACCUCAAGAAUCCUGAUGGCUCUUAUGUUGGCUAUGCUCAGGUGGAGAGAGUCGCAUCACUGUACAACAUUCACCUCCGCACCGGCUGUGUGUGCAACCCCGGGGCGUGUCAGGUGCAUCUUGGCAUCACCCCUGAAAAGCUCAUUGGUCAGUUUAAGGCAGGUCAUGUGUGUGGGGAUGCACUUGACCUGGUUGAUGGGGAGCCCACUGGGUCAGUUCGGGUCAGCUUUGGUUAUUGCAGCACCUACAAGGAUGCUGACCAACUGCUGAGGAUGGUGCAGGAGUGUUUUGUGGAGCAGCCAAUGACCUUUGACCUGACCUGGAUGGAGGGGGAAGUUGACCUAAGCUGGAUGAGACAGGAGGGAGGGGCAGGAGAGAUUGAUAAAAAAGAAGAGGGUGAUAGUAAUGAUAGUGGAAGGAGAAAAGGAGAGACAGAUGCAAAUGAGGAAAGGAAGGUUGAGUUAUUGGAUAAAGGAAAAGUAAACAUAACAAAUAAUAAAAGUAACAAUAAUGGGAAUAAUAACAACAACAGUAACAGCAUAAAAAAUAACCCUCCGACACAAAGUCACAGAAACACAACCUCAUCUUCUGUCCCAUCAACUCGCAACAUAACCUCAAGCACCCAGGACUCCCCUCAUAGACUCACAGACAUAGUGGUGUACCCCGUGAAGUCCUGUGGUGGGGUGCGGGUGGAGGCGUGGUGGCUGGGCAAUGCGGGGCUGUGGCUGGACCACCGCUGGAUGGUGGUGACUGGGGGAGGGGCAACACUCACCCAGAAGAGGCUCCCCAGCAUGGCUCUAAUCUCACCACGCUUUAACUUGGAGUGUGGGGAACUGGUGCUAUCUUUUGAAGGAGAGGCAGAGGAACUAUCCAUCCCCUUGAACCCCACAGAGCCUCUAGAUACCACAAGAGCAUCCCUGUGUGGUGGGCGGGUGUGUGGGGUGCAGGUGCAGGGCCUGGACUGUGGGGAGGAGGCAGGGGACUGGCUCUCCAGGAUGCUGGGGAUGCCUGACCUGAGGCUGAUGAUGCAGACCAAUCACCGCCCAGGGAAGCUGGGCAAGAGAGGCUCAGGUGCAUCAGGGGAGAAUCUGUCACUGGCCAAUGAGUCUCAGUACCUCGUCAUCCACCGGCCAAGUGUUCGCAGUCUGCUGAAGGAGAUCAACAGCAGAGGAUUAGAGGCACUGACUGAGAAUGAACUGUUGGAGCGAUUUAGAGGCAACUUGGUGACAGAUGGAGGAGAGGCAUACGAGGAGGACUCCUGGGACACAUUGACAAUAAAUGGAACAACUCUGCAGGUUCAGGGAUGCUGUCGGAGGUGCCAGAUGGUGUGUGUGGUGCCAGGGUCAGGGCAGCGCACAAGAGAACCCAUGCUGAGUCUGUCUGCGGCACGUGGGUCUUCUAUGUUGUUUGGGGUCCAUGCCUCAGCCUUGCCAGCAUCUGCAAAAGAGAAGAGGGAGCUGUGCGUGGGAGCAUCAGUAAAAGUGACUGUGAAGUAAAGGAUAUUGCAGCCCUGAGAAAUAGAUGUUGUAGCAGUAAAAGUGAUGAAAUAAAGGAGAGAUGCUGCCUUGAGAGAAUAGAAAAGGAAGGUGUGUGUGGAGGAGCAUCAGUAUAAGUGACCAUGAAAGAUUGCAGCUCUGACAAAAAGAUGAAAUUUCAGUGUUAGUGAUCUUGUAAAAGGAAGACUUGAAAGAAAAAACAGAGCUGUUUGGGGGGCCAGCAGUAGAAGUGACCAUGAAAUUAGAGAUAUGGCAUCUGUAGAAAAGAAGAUAAAGCUAUAACAGUAGAAGUGAUGAUGAAAUAAGGGAGAGAUGUAGUUUUGAGAAAGAGAAGAGAAAGUUGUGUGUAGGACCAGCUAUAGAAGUGACUUUGAAAUAAGAGAGAGAUAUGACCUGAGAAAUAGAAGCUGUAACAGUAGAAGAGAUCAUGAGAGAAAUGCUGGCCUGAGAAGGAGUAGAGAAAAGUGUCUGGGAGCGGUAGUUGUGACCAUGAAAUGAAAGAAGAUACAAUGCCCUAUGUGCUUUAAGAGAUAACAGUUAGCUCAAGAAUUACCGUCCAUAUCAGAGAUAAUCUUUAAUUGGUGCAGUUGGAAAAGACAAAAGAAUGAUGGAUAUGAAUGUGGAUGGAAGCAGGUGAUGUAGGCCAAAGAACAGGCAGAAAUGUUACAUAAGAAACAUGAGAGAGGUCUGAGUGUAACAGAAGACAGCUUUGUGGUUUUAGUACAUCAAAAAAAGACAGGGUUGAUAUAUGAUGCUAUUCAUUGCAUUUGUUAGAUAAGUUUUAAAUAUUACCAAGUUUGAAGGUCAUAUUGAUGUGCCACAAUUUUUCAUUCCUGUAAAACAUAAUUCUGUGAUAAAUUAUGUCUCAGAUUCACAUUCCAUAGAAAUAUACUGAGAAUACAAACCAGUGCAAUUUAUACAAUAUUUAUUGUGACAAAUUUACAUUACAUCUGGUUAUUUACAUGUUAUUGACAAUAUAAUCUAUUUUACACUGACAUGUAGUUUCACUUUAAUAAUAAUACUCUUCCAGUUUCAUGACAUUUAAUAAAUGUUGGACCUUCCUAACUCUCCUCUCGUGUGUAGCUCCUGCCACCACUGCAUGCACACACCCAUCUACACACACACACACACUUUCUCUCUCUCUCUCUCUCUCUCUCUCUCUCUCUCUCUCUCACACACACACACACAGGAUGGCAGUAGUAUCAGCCUUACACAUAACACAGCAACUGAUGCCCCAAGGACCAGGACGGCCUCACCUGGGCAUGACAUGAAAACAAGCAUCCAACACAUGGGGCAAGGGAGGGUGGCAUGAUGCUGCCAUGUCCCCCACAGCACAGUAAAACCCUUCCUGUCAACACACAAGUAUAAAAUCACACCUGGUCCAGCAGCCACCCUCAACGGUGCAGCUGGGAGGCCCGGCAGCCCAUAGCAGCACUGGACUAGGGCAGGGACUUCCCUGGGAACCCCUGAGGGUGGGUAGCUUUGUGCCUGGAGCUGCAGAAAAUGGAGUGCAUGCACAGCCAGUCUUAUAUUUGUGCCUUCAAUUUAUGCUAUGUACAUUUCUUCCACAAAUCAUAACCUAAAAAAUGUCUUCCCAGGAAUAUAUUCUAAACAAAAAUGAAGGAUACAUCCAUUCAGGGGCAUGUUUUAGUCACAAUUUGAGAGGAAAUAAUAUAAAAAGACAAAUAACCAAUAGAGUCAAUCAGAGGCUUCCACCACGCUGACCCAUGGAGGACAAACAGAGGCAGUACUGGGUUGUUACUCUACACACUGGAAAACACACACUUUUUCCUUCGGGAUAACACAGACAUGACAACACUGCAUCACCGGCAGAGAUGCAAGGAGAGCCAAUGGACACGUGCAGGUCACCACCACUGGACCCCAACACCUCUAUUGUCCCGUGAUGCACCUCACACGGCAGGACAGUCGAUGCAAGCAAGGCGGUGCACUAAGAGGCUGAGCAAAGUUUGUCCUGAGAGUUGGGACACGGGCCGUCCCUCUCUCAAGUCCACUCUAAACAUAGACACAGCAUAGAUUCACAUCUUGGUAAAAUAACGAUGCACCACAGUUCUAUAAAAACCACAAAUAUACACCAUCAACACCGCUGAGGAAGUCAUAAGUAAGCGAUUUAUGGAAAAAAAUGCCUUUCUUCUUUCUGCGCACAUUGAUAUUUUCAGUAGUAAUUUGCCUUACUGGAUCUCACUUGCGGUCAUACAGAUUAUCACUUCGAAAACUUAUAUUGGCAGGAAUCAUACAAAGGAAACUAUAUAUUAUUAUUUGUGCUUCAGGAGACAUAGAAUGUACAGCCUAUUUAUUUCACCCAGACUUUUGAAAAUCUUAUGAGCCCUAACCUUUUCUUAACUCAAGGACUGAAUCACAUUUGCUUCCCUGACACACUUUUUCCUGCACCUCAUAUGAAAUGUAAGAUGCCAAACACUUCAGCCAAUGAACUAAGACUAAGGGCAGGGUUGAUGAAGACACUUUCAAAAGCUACAAAACAUAGUGGUAAUUUAAUGCUAUUUACACUGACGCGUUCGGAGUUUCACGACAGUUCAUAAGGAGUGACGGAAACUUGACCCUUAGGUAUUUAAGUAUUGCUUUGGUAGAGAAGACUGUCCAAUCCAGUACCUAUGUCUAGACACCAUAUUUGUGUGAGAGAGAGAGAGAGAGAGAGAGAGAGAGAGAGAGAGAGAGAGAGAGAGAGAGAGAGAGAGAGAGAGAGAGAGAGAGAGAGAGAGAGAGAGAGAGAGAGAGAGAGAGAGA
Molecule: messenger RNA, 5805 nt
Organism: Scylla paramamosain (green mud crab)
Lineage: Eukaryota; Metazoa; Arthropoda; Malacostraca; Decapoda; Portunidae
Gene: mal
Product: molybdenum cofactor sulfurase-like
Exons: 12
Coding region: 100-3042 (980 amino acids)
Biological process (GO): Mo-molybdopterin cofactor biosynthetic process
Molecular function (GO): molybdenum ion binding; pyridoxal phosphate binding; molybdenum cofactor sulfurtransferase activity
Source: RefSeq, a predicted model, not a curated record